Molecule: messenger RNA, 8483 nt
Organism: Mastomys coucha (southern multimammate mouse)
Lineage: Eukaryota; Metazoa; Chordata; Mammalia; Rodentia; Muridae
Gene: Erc1
Product: ELKS/RAB6-interacting/CAST family member 1
Exons: 19
Coding region: 405-3683 (1092 amino acids)
Biological process (GO): regulation of synaptic plasticity; neuromuscular synaptic transmission; maintenance of presynaptic active zone structure
Cellular component (GO): cytoskeleton of presynaptic active zone
Molecular function (GO): structural constituent of presynaptic active zone
Source: RefSeq, a predicted model, not a curated record
GCGGCGGUGGCGGCGGCUGUGGUAGUGUCGGCGGCAGGCUGUCCGGGAAGCAGUAGCAGCAACGGCAGCAGCAGCGGCGGCCCUGAGGAGAGUAAGGCGGCCGCGUCGGCAGCCGCACGCUCGUCAGGCGGAACCUCGAACUGCCCUGAGGUCGCAGGCGCCGAGGCAUUUGUCGUUUCCUACCCGGCUCGGCGCUCCCGGCCCUGGCUGGGCAGGGCAGAGUGCCCCUGGGGAGGGGCGGAGCUGUAGAUAUGGCAUAAGAUAUGUCUUCAAGAUUGGACAACUGGUGGUCUGUUACUUCUGAUAGCCUGAAGCUGACUUUAUAGCCAUUGAGAAACCUCACGGAAUUGCAUUGUCGUUUUCUGGUUUAUAGCAUUUCUGACGCCUAAGUUCACCCUGCAACCAUGUAUGGAAGUGCUCGGUCAGUAGGGAAAGUGGAACCAAGCAGCCAGAGUCCUGGGCGAUCACCUCGGCUCCCUCGGUCCCCUCGCUUAGGUCAUCGGCGAACAAAUAGUACAGGCGGGAGUUCUGGAAACAGUGUUGGAGGUGGCAGUGGGAAAACGCUUUCAAUGGAGAAUAUACAGUCCUUAAAUGCUGCCUAUGCUACAUCUGGCCCUAUGUACCUAAGUGACCAUGAGAAUGUGGGUGCAGAAACACCCAAAAGCACCAUGACGCUUGGCCGCUCUGGGGGACGCCUGCCUUAUGGUGUUAGGAUGACUGCUAUGGGCAGUAGCCCCAACAUAGCAAGCAGUGGGGUUGCUAGUGAUACCAUAGCGUUUGGAGAACAUCACCUCCCUCCUGUUAGUAUGGCAUCCACUGUACCUCACUCUCUUCGUCAGGCGAGAGAUAACACCAUCAUGGAUCUGCAGACACAGCUGAAGGAAGUGCUAAGAGAAAAUGAUCUCUUGAGGAAAGAUGUGGAAGUAAAGGAGAGCAAAUUAAGUUCUUCAAUGAAUAGUAUCAAGACCUUCUGGAGCCCAGAGCUGAAGAAAGAGCGGGCCUUGAGGAAGGAUGAAGCUUCCAAAAUCACCAUCUGGAAGGAGCAGUGCCGAGUUGUGCAGGAGGAAAACCAGCACAUGCAGAUGACAAUCCAGGCUCUUCAGGAUGAGCUGCGGAUUCAGAGAGACUUGAAUCAGCUGUUUCAGCAAGAUAGCAGCAGUAGGACUGGGGAGCCUUGUGUGGCGGAGCUCACAGAGGAGAACUUCCAGAGGCUGCAUGCUGAGCACGAGAGGCAAGCCAAAGAGCUGUUUCUUCUGCGGAAGACCCUGGAGGAAAUGGAGCUGAGGAUUGAGACUCAGAAGCAAACCCUCAAUGCUCGGGAUGAGUCCAUUAAGAAGCUCCUGGAGAUGCUACAGAGCAAAGGACUUUCUGCCAAAGCUACAGAGGAAGACCAUGAGAGGACGAGACGGCUGGCAGAGGCAGAGAUGCAUGUCCACCACCUAGAGAGUCUUUUGGAGCAGAAGGAAAAAGAGAAUAAUAUGUUGAGAGAGGAGAUGCACCGGAGAUUUGAAAAUGCCCCUGAUUCUGCCAAGACAAAAGCCUUGCAGACUGUUAUCGAAAUGAAGGAUUCAAAAAUUUCUUCCAUGGAGCGUGGGCUCCGAGAUCUGGAAGAGGAAAUUCAGAUGCUAAAAUCAAAUGGGGCUUUGAGCACUGAAGAGCGGGAGGAGGAGAUGAAACAAAUGGAGGUGUACAGGAGCCACUCCAAAUUUAUGAAAAAUAAGAUUGGCCAGGUGAAACAGGAAUUGUCCAGAAAGGACACAGAAUUGCUAGCCUUACAAACAAAGCUAGAAACUCUCACGAACCAGUUCUCAGACAGUAAGCAGCAUAUUGAGGUGCUGAAGGAGUCCCUCACUGCUAAGGAGCAAAGGGCUGCCAUCCUGCAGACUGAGGUGGAUGCUCUUCGAUUGCGUUUGGAAGAAAAGGAGACUAUGCUGAAUAAAAAAACCAAACAAAUCCAAGAUAUGGCUGAGGAGAAGGGCACACAAGCUGGAGAGAUACAUGACCUCAAGGACAUGCUGGACGUGAAAGAGCGGAAGGUCAAUGUUCUCCAGAAGAAGAUAGAAAAUCUUCAGGAACAACUAAGAGAUAAAGAAAAGCAGAUGAGCAGCUUGAAAGAGCGAGUCAAGUCUCUACAGGCAGACACCACUAACACAGACACAGCUCUGACGACUCUGGAGGAGGCUCUUGCAGAUAAAGAACGGACAAUUGAACGCUUAAAGGAGCAACGGGACAGGGAUGAGCGAGAGAAGCAGGAGGAGAUUGAUACCUACAAAAAAGACCUUAAAGACUUGAAAGAAAAAGUCAGCCUAUUGCAAGGAGACCUCUCAGAGAAGGAGGCUUCUCUCUUGGAUAUCAAAGAGCAUGCUUCUUCCCUGGCUUCCUCAGGACUGAAAAAGGACUCACGGCUCAAGACCCUAGAAAUUGCUCUUGAGCAGAAGAAGGAAGAGUGCCUAAAAAUGGAGUCACAGUUGAAAAAGGCCCAUGAAGCAACAUUGGAAGCCAGAGCCAGUCCAGAGAUGAGUGACCGAAUACAACAGUUGGAGAGAGAGAUUUCCAGAUACAAAGAUGAAUCCAGCAAGGCCCAGACAGAAGUUGACCGUCUCUUAGAAAUCUUGAAAGAGGUGGAAAAUGAGAAGAAUGACAAAGAUAAGAAGAUAGCUGAAUUGGAAAGUCUCACCUCAAGGCAAGUGAAAGACCAGAAUAAGAAGGUAGCGAAUCUGAAGCACAAGGAACAGGUGGAGAAGAAGAAGAGUGCACAGAUGCUGGAGGAGGCCCGCAGAAGGGAGGACAGUCUCAGUGACAGCUCUCAGCAACUGCAGGACAGUCUCCGUAAGAAGGAUGACAGGAUUGAAGAGCUGGAAGAAGCACUGAGAGAAAGUGUACAGAUAACUGCAGAGCGUGAAAUGGUGCUGGCACAAGAGGAAUCAGCCAGGACCAAUGCUGAGAAACAGGUGGAAGAGCUAUUGAUGGCCAUGGAGAAGGUGAAGCAGGAACUAGAGUCCAUGAAAGCUAAGCUGUCCUCCACUCAGCAGUCUCUGGCUGAGAAGGAGACGCAUCUAACCAACCUCCGGGCAGAGAGAAGGAAACACUUGGAGGAAGUUCUGGAGAUGAAGCAAGAAGCUCUUCUGGCUGCUAUUAGCGAAAAGGAUGCUAACAUAGCUCUUCUAGAGCUUUCCUCCUCAAAGAAAAAAACCCAAGAAGAAGUGGCUGCACUGAAACGGGAAAAGGACCGCCUGGUGCAGCAGCUCAAACAGCAGACACAAAAUCGAAUGAAACUAAUGGCUGACAACUAUGAGGAUGACCACUUCAGAUCCUCCCGCUCCAAUCAGACGAACCAUAAACCCUCCCCAGACCAGAUCAUCCAGCCCCUCUUAGAACUUGACCAAAAUAGAAGCAAGUUAAAGUUGUAUAUUGGACACCUGACAGCCCUCUGCCAUGACCGAGACCCCGUAAUCCUCCGUGGACUCACUCCACCAGCUUCUUAUAAUGCAGAUGGUGAGCAGGCAGCUUGGGAGAAUGAGCUGCAGAAGAUGACUCAGGAGCAGCUUCAGAACGAGUUGGAGAAAGUUGAAGGGGAUAACGCCGAGCUGCAGGAGUUCGCCAACACCAUUCUCCAGCAGAUAGCCGAUCACUGCCCUGACAUCCUCGAACAAGUGGUGAAUGCCCUGGAAGAGUCCUCCUGACGGGCUCCUGACAAGGAAGGUGACCAAGGACCCAGAGAGGAGGACCCACCUGAGGAAUGGGUGUCCGAGCCGCCUCCACACCAGACCUGCCAGCUGGACGUGCUAGUCCAGCCGUCGGUGUCCACCAUCGUCCUCUGCCUUCCGCUUUGAAUGUUGCCUGCUCCAGUCUUCCUGAUCUCCAUGAAGAACUGCCCUUGGCAUCAGCAGUGCAGGGCUGGGAGCUACACUCUGCCCUUCCAGGAACAGGAAGCCAGAAGCCACUCAGCUCAGCUGGAGCCCACUCCGAUUCUGUGCUUUAGGAGCUUGGAGCUGGAAUCAUUAGCAUGAGUGCUUUCUCCUCGGAGGGUAGAGAAGAAGGGAGGAGGUGAGCAGGGACAAAGAGAAGAGAGAAUUCCUCUCUGUGCUGCUCUGCCCUCCUGUUUACCAUCAUGAGCCCCAGGUACAGGCUGGCUUCGUGCAUCUUAGCUCUCAGCCUGUUGCCUGUCUCACCUGCACUGCGUUUAGUUGGCAGGAGGAGGACGUUCACAGUGCUCACCCUGCUCACUCCUCUGUAAGUCCGGUGACCUUCCCAUGCUACACUGUUAGGUUAAGUGUCUGACUGAAGAGAGAAGGGCCCUGUUGUCACUGCUUACAGUUCUACUCCUUAGAAGAUAUCUUGGAGGGCCAGGCUGAUCCUCCUGAGCAUCACCCACAAUCCUCUCUGCUCCCAGCACCUUGCCCCAAGCUGCUGUAGACCAGGGGUUGCUAGAGUAUGUGAUACACUGCCCACCUUCUCAGCUUUACUCUCAAGGUACAUCCUCAGAGCCACAGCCUCAUACCUGCCUAGAAACUUCUUUUGGCACAACUGAGUUUGUCUUAAUUCACAAGCAUUCUCUCCUCCAUUCAUUCAUUCAAAAAAUGUUAUGGAAUGUCUACUGUGUACACAUCUGUGUGCACAGUGCCCAUCCUUGGAAAAGCCUCGGAUAGGAAUGGUGUGGAAGUCCUGUGAGAUGUGCUUAGUUGAAUCAUGGCAGUGAACGCAUACCUUCUCCCUUCUGUCUUCCCAGACCAGCAUUCUUUGUUCUCCACUCUCAUGGUAUCUGGGACUUGGGUGAGCCACCGCUUUGCCAGGAAGGUCCCAUUAGUAGAUCAGGGUCUUUGCUGUCAGUGUUAUUACCCUGAAACAUGUUCUGUUUAAGGGUCUAUACUUGUUCAUUUGUGUCAGCUGACUGCUUAACACAGCCGUGCACACCUCAUGGGCGUGGCCAGCGCCAUGCUGAAAUCGGAUGCAGAUCCAGUUGAAUGUCUAGGCAUUUUGCAGGACCCUUCCCCCCAGGUGUAGAGGACAGCUAUCAGACAUAAUCAGGCACUAAGAGGGUGCAGUUCAUGUCUAGUUCUUCAUCCCUGAAACAGACAGAUGCCUCUCCGCCUGCAUUUCUCCCUCUGCCCCGUUACACUCUCAAAGGAAUUUAACACUGCCCACAGAUCUCUCACACCCUCAACCUAGGACAUCGUGCAGCCACUGCUGUCACAGUCACAGCCCUGGCCCCACUUCUUCCCUGCCAUAAAGUGUUCCUUUGUGUGGGAUGCUGGAGAGUUCCUCGUGAGGGUUUAGGUAGACUCUGCCAUGAACCUCUCAUGGAGGUGCUUUUGGAGGUCCCAGCCUGGCCACCAGGAAUAUGGAAAUUAGGCCAAAAAUGAUAAUCAUUGCUGCUCAGUUCUCUCAGCUUUUUUAUUGUCCCAUCCAUAAAUCCUGUAGAAGACCCCAGUAUUUCAGGAUAGGAAGGUUAGAAUCUUAUUUUAUUCUCACAACAUAAGGAACCACUACUUAGUAACAGCUUCGCAGGCUACAGUGGAAAUCAGAAAACUUAGCAGAGUCCAGGCCCAUAGGAGUAGCCUAGCACUGCCGCUGGCCAGCUGCUGCUCCAGCUCUGUGAGGGACUACCACAGGCAGGCCUCCGUACUUGUCCCCAUUUGGUAUUUAUUGGCAGAAGUACCUUCUGCCACCUUUACUAACUGGACAUAUGACCCACUCCACCACUUCCUUCUCCAUCAGGGUCCUCCAGAGAGGUUGCAGGAACCCUGCAGGACACAUGCUUAUUGAAAACACAAGUUUGUAAGGCAGACCUUGUCUGAUCUCUGCACUAUAGCAAAGGGUUCUCCUCCUCAGGUGGUGAUCCAGCAACUCAAAUGGUGCUGGAGACUGUGGAGCUAAAGUUGAACCAUAAAUGUAGUCUUUGUGUUGGGCAAAGUUAAUAGAGUAUCUGGCAUUCGGAUCCUACUGACUACCAUUCAUUAAGCCAAUAUUUACCUAAAUGCAUAACUGCCAUUGCACUGGGACAUGUCGUUCCAUGACUGUCUUCAUGCACGUAUGUUCCUUAAGGUCUGGCCCUGAGAGUUCGCUACAGGUUGGCUAGGAUCAUCCCCAUCUCUUCAUUCCAUCGUCAAGCCUCAUAGCCUUCACACCCGAAGUGAAGGUGGCCUCCCUCCAGGUCUUUGAAGAAGGGUCAAAGCAAGGCUAUGUCUCUAUGUAGGGUGUGACACCCACAGGCCUAAGUCCCAGCAGAUCCUGUGUCAGGAGUAUCUAUCCCAAGUGACAUCAUGAAGAUGACAGUAAGAAAAGAGGGCUGGAAGCCAACCUGGGGCUCCCAGCUCUACAUGCCUUAGUAAACUGUCCCCAGCCUUCACUGAGUCACUGGUGGCACAUCUGACUAGGAUUAGCAAGUACUUAAAGACAAUUUAAGAUGGAGAAGUCAGAGUGGGCUUUAGCAACUCAGAAAUGUGGAGGGGCUCCUCCAGUCCCUGCCAGCCUUUAUUCUCACACUUGAGAAGGCCUGAGUGUACCUCUUCCUCACCAGUGGGCUUUAGAAGCCCCAGGAGAGCAAACUGAAGAAGACCACCAACAGUGUUGAAGGUCACGCUGUGGCUGGCCGUGUCCUGUGUUUGGCCUCCUGGGAAGAAUGUGUUGGCUCAAUUUUUUUUUUUUCAGGAGAGAUGGUUAGCCCAGAUGGUUCUCACGUGCUACUGUCUUCCCCUCCAUUGUUGACACUGGGACUGGCUUGGCAUCACACCCUCCUAUGUGACUGAAGCACAGACUCACUGGCCUCCCUCCAGGUCUUUGAAGAAGAGUCAAAGCAAGGAUAUGUCGCUCCGUAGGAUGUGACAUCCACAGGCCUAAGUCCCACCAGACCCUGUGUCAGCAGUAUCAGUAACUCUCAAGUCUGCCUCACCUCCUGCCAGCAGAGUCCAGAGCCAUGGAAAAGAAGCCAGAGGGAUGAGGCUGCACCACGGGCCUGUCGGGUUCCUGCCGUCACUGCCAGUCUCAAAGAUUCUGACUGUUCAAAGACAUGUUCCUUCCUGUGAACCCAGAGGACGUUCAGGGAAAAAGAAAACAUGUUUUACCUGGGGACCCUUCUGAACAAAAUGGCUGUCUGUACUCUUUUUAAACAGAAACUUUCCAAACUUUUUAGUGUCAAAACUGUAACCAAGUGUCUCCUGAUUCUUCCCUAUGUGUUUGGCAAGUGCUGUGACCCUGUUGUAGGUACUUCUCCUCCUGCCUCUACUGUGGGAGAAGGGAUUUUAGGGGUUGAUUGGAGGAGCUGGUAUCUGUCCUGCUCCUGCCACCUCUCUUGUUUCUCUGCUUGUUAUAUUGUUUGUGUGAUUCAGAGAACGGGGCAGUUACAUUGUGUCCAUUGUUGAGAAUAUUAAAAUAUUAAAAAAGUAGUUAUAGAACUAAAAAAUUAAAGAGCUGUGUUUUAAAAGAUGCAAACCCAUCAAUAUCAUGUUAACAAAGGAAUUCAAGCUAUGGGCAGCCUAGCUCCUCCCCCUCCAGGUCAGUGUGGUGGUAGCCAGGCCAGCCCUUGGGUGACACACUGACCACACCUGAGUUAGGUGACUGCCUGGGAACAAGACACCUGCUCAGUGGAGAAAUGAGAAUCUGGGGCUCAGAGACUCUCAGUUGUGUCAGGGUUUUCUCUACAUCCUCAGGACCUCUGGGUAGGGGUUUCAAAGUUAGUGACCCUAGAACCACCCUCUCACCCUGACAUUGGAUCAAGCCUUGUGUGCCUAGUGCUAUGUUGUAACAUGGGCUUGGGCCCCUGCUUGCAAGGCCACAGGACCUCUUCCUGCCCACUUGGUGCUAUCUCAUCAUAACCAUCUAAUGGGGCAGCCUGGUCUCCUGGAGCCUGUGGGCCAGGUGCCAUGGAUGGCCCUCAGAGCUUAGCUCUCUCUGGCUCCUGAUCCUAUUUUUUUUUCCUUUGAAGCUUUUUAGACACAAACUCCCUUGGCUCCAGAGAUGUCAGAGUCAGGGAAGGAAAUGAGCCAGGCUGAGGCGAGGCCAUCCACCGCUAUGCCACAGUAAGCACACCAGCCCAGCUCCUUUCCCACCACACCAGUAUUACACCCAUCCUUUAAAGCAUCUAGUCCCACCUGAGGCACAUGCCAUCCAUUGGCCCAGCUGCCCAGUGCAGACUAGAAACCCAGGACAGGGACGGGGACGUUUCUCUGCACCCCUACUUCAGAAGAGGCAUGUUGCACUUUAGUGGGGAGCCCAGAAGGUUGAGCACUGGCUUCCUGUAGCUUGAGUCCCUAUAGAUAGCCAUGGUGGCAGCCUGAUGGCUUGUGUGAAGCAGCUGCAGCUGCUAUCAGUGGUGCACCUGUGUGCAGUUCCUAGAGUCAAAUUGCCGGCCUGAUGAUGACAUCACAAAGAUGUGUUCUGUUCAACUUUGCCUUGGUAAUUAUUGUAAACACUUUGUUCAAUUUUUUUUCUUUUUUAUUCACAAACUAAAUCCAUCAGGAAAUUAUAAACUUAUUUAAAAACUG